Blastocystis hominis is the source of this 869-nucleotide messenger RNA. RefSeq lists its product as hypothetical. NCBI's taxonomy places the organism in Eukaryota, Bigyra, Opalinata, Blastocystidae. The transcript has 5 exons. Gene Ontology annotation, molecular function: GDP-mannose hydrolase activity. The coding region runs from base 51 to 869 and encodes 272 amino acids. The record is from RefSeq and is a predicted model, not a curated record.
CGGAAUAUUCGAUUAUCCUGGCUACUCCACUUUUGCGGAAGGCUGAGGUAAUGGUUACAGUAGAUCGAAAAUAUGCUUCGAAAGCUUGCGGACGCCAUGAUCUGGAAGAAGUGAUUGAUCAAGUGUGGAACGACACCUUGAAAGAAAAACCCUAUCUUUUCAAUCAGUCCAAGUUCCGUUUUUCCAAAGCGACCUAUGAUAAAACAUGCCACAUGAUGUUGGGACUUACAAAUUACAAGGCCUAUGUGGGAUCGAACCUUGGACCGAAGUGGAAGCUGUUCUAUGAGGAGGGCAUGAAAAUUGGCGAUCCCGAUGCUUACUUCGGCAAUCCUCUAGGCAAUCAGGUAGCGAUCGUUCUAAAAGACGGUAAACACGUUAUCAUGAACCGCAGCUACCAAGUUGCCGAAAGCCAGGGCAAGCUAACCGCAGUGGGCGGUCAUCCCGAGCCUUCUGAACUCCACAUCGAAUCGUACGAGGACGCAGCGAAGAUCCCUAGCUCUGUCCUGACCAACGAACUCUUCGAGAGCAUGCGCCGCGAGGUGCACGAAGAGACAAACAUCCCUCUCGAUCUGAUCUCCGAGAUGUACAUGACGGGCGUCAUAGGGAGCAAUGCGACGCACGGAAGGCAGGUGCAGGUCUUUUGCUGUUUCGUGCCGCUGGAGAGCGAGCAGGUCCGAGGCUAUUAUCGAAAGGGGCCGGAGGACCAGUACGAGAGCUUGGGAAUUAACUUUAUGACGCUGGAGGAGAUUGUGGAGAUUAUGAACACAACGCCUGACCGGUUCUGUCCGGAGUCGAGAGCGCUGUACACGGCGUUACUGCAGUCGUUGGAUGCGUAUUACAAGGUGAAGGACUCGAUCUUUGCUGCAUAG